This is a messenger RNA of Osmia lignaria (orchard mason bee), 939 nucleotides long. The record is from RefSeq and is a predicted model, not a curated record. Lineage: Eukaryota; Metazoa; Arthropoda; Insecta; Hymenoptera; Megachilidae.
AUGGAGACCCAGAAUGUGGGAAAUGAUGGGGAUGGAGAACAGACGACAGGACAGGAGAGGGAAGGAGCCUUUAAGGAGCCGGGUUGGUCGGAAGUCAGGAGGAGGAGAAGGCGGAGCAACUUGGAGGAGGAGGAUGGGGUGGGGACCACCCCCAACAAGAGGGAAACCCCCAGACCAAACAAGGGAAGGGGUAGCGCGGAGAAGACUACCCCGAGGAGGAAUUUUAAGCCGCAGGCACUAGCGGUCCGUUUCGGGAAGGAGAUAUCUUUUGCGGAUGUCCUCAAAAGGGUUAAGGGUGCAGUGGGUAAGAUCCCGGAGGGAGUCCGAAAUGUGAAGCAGACCAGGGCAGGUAACCUGCUCAUAGAGUUUGAUCAAGGAGCGGACCUGGAGGGACUCAGAAAGAAUUUGGAAGGGAAUUUGGGCCCGGAAGUCGAGGUCACUAGGCUCCAGAAAAUGAUGGACAUAGAGAUAAGAGGUAUAGAUCCAUCGGUUGAGAAGGAAGAGGUGUAUGAGGCGAUAAAAAGCGAGCUGGGACAUGAAGCCAGGGGGGUCAGGGUGAAGGUCUUCCGCACCGAUCCCAGGCUAAGCAGAGUGGCCGUGAUUGAGGGCCCUGCUGCCGAGAUGAGUCGACUCCUGAACGGAAGGAGAAUUUUGAUUGGCUGGACUGUUGUCACGGCACGCGAGAUUCCACGGCUGCUGCGCUGUUAUAAGUGCCACGCUAUUGGCCAUGUUGCGAGUGCCUGCAAUGUAACGGGCGAUAGAGAUGGCUUCUGCAGAAAGUGCGGAGACAGAGGGCACCAGAUGAGGGACUGCAAAAAUGAGACAAGGUGUAGGCUUUGUGUGGCAGAUGGUCUCCCACCGGACCAAGCGGGACACGUAGCGGCCUCGGUCCGGUGCCCAAGGUAUAAAGAGGCGCUUAGGCAAAGCAGGCGAGGGUAA